CUCCUCCAUUGGCACCCAUGGUUGAGAAUUUUGAAAAGAUGAAGAUAAAUGAAGAAACAGCAAGAUAUAACCAAGGCGAGCUAUUUUUUUCUGGAGGAAACCUGAAUGCAAAGAAAUCCCUCAUCAAUGAUCAAAUAAGAGCAAUCCAAUUUUACAGGCUCAAACAAGAGCAAGCUACGAAGAAAACGGAACAAAAGUUGCAAAAGCCAAGCACAAAGCAUUACCAUCAAGGCAAAGGAAGAGUUCUCGAUGGGUUCAACAAUGGCCAUAAAGCUGCCCCUAAUUCUAAAAAUCCCUUGUAUAAUCUGCAUCAGCGUCAACAACAGGGCAACCAACAAGCCGGUCCACAUAUGAGGGCGGUUUUCUUCAAUGCAUCCGGUUCAAGAAAUGGUUCUAGAGGAACCGGGGUUUUCUUGCCUCGUGGAAUAGGAGGAAACCCUACCGAGUCAAGCAAGGAACAAGGAUGUGCCACAGUUCUGAUUCCUACAAGAGUAGUUCAGGCACUGAAGCUCCACUUUGAGAAAACAGGUGUUCCAACAAGGUCCAACAAUAGUGGUUUCCCUCUCCAACACGAUGCUUGUGGAAGUGGGAGGAAUAAUAACAAGCAUUCACUGCACAAGGGUCAGUCCAAGGCAGCGCCGGCUCUCAACCUUCAAGAAAUGAGUCUACCUCAAGAAUGGACAUAUUAAAGCAAACAACACAACCACAUGGGGUUGUUUGUUUCCAUCAAUCGAAGCGUAGAUUGUAUUUCAAGGCAGAAUAAAAGAGGAUAAAACAAAAAUAAAGACAGACAGUGGUCAAAAUAUAUGGAAUCUAGGGUUAAGAUUAUAUAUCUAUUAAUUUGUUUUCUUUCUUUCAGCCUUUAGCCCUUGUUUUAAAGGGUUUAGCCUUUAGAUGGGAAAAUUAAAAUAAAUUUGCUAAGAAAAU
Molecule: messenger RNA, 927 nt
Organism: Hibiscus syriacus
Lineage: Eukaryota; Viridiplantae; Streptophyta; Magnoliopsida; Malvales; Malvaceae
Exons: 4
Coding region: 18-689 (223 amino acids)
Source: RefSeq, a predicted model, not a curated record